AGGAAAGAUGCCGCCAAUUCCUCAAAAUCCCUGAAAAUGGAGCGGCGAAGGAAGGAAACCGCGCGCACCUUCCCGCUUUCCACCUCUCGAAACUUCCCCCAAAACCGCACGCGCCUGCCGCCAUCGGAGCCUCGUCCCCAGACCGCACGCCAAGGCGAAGCCACGACCCACGGCAUCAACACGACCGCCGUCUCCUCCACUGCUCCGCCGCCAGCCACGCCCACUGCCGCGCGCGGCGAGGACCUGCAGGCCACCGCCUCAUCCGCCCCCAUCGACUUGCCGGAUUGUGAUGAAGAGAAAAUAUAGUAUUCUUGCUUAGAGCUCAACAAGACCGUCAGCCUAUUGCUCUUCCUCAGUUCAUCAUAAUGGAAUGCAACAAGGAAGAAGCUUCAAGAGCCAAGGAUGUCGCUGAAAGAAGGCUGCAAGAAGCGGACUUUCCUGGUGCCAAAAAGAUGGUUCUCAAGGCUCACCGGCUUUUUCCUGGCCUUGAAAAUAUUUCUCAAAUGCUUGCCGUUUGUGAAGUUCAUUGCUCUGCUUCUGUUAAGAUCAAUGGGGAGACAGACUGGUAUGGAAUUCUUCAAGUAGAACCAACUGCAGAUGACAUGGUGCUUAAGAAACAGUACCGUAAACUUGCUCUUUUACUUCAUCCUGAUAAGAACAAAUUUGCUGGUGCUGAAGCUGCUUUUAAGUUAAUUGGUGAAGCUCACAUGACAUUGACAGACCAAGUAAAGCGUCAUUCCCAUGACAAUAAAAGGAAACCAGUUUUUGCAACUUCCAUCCCUGUGCCAAAGAAGCGGGGACGAGCAUCAAAGAAAACUGAUCCUGCUCAUAAGAGGGACAACAAGGAGAACUCUUGUGUUCCAGAUAUCAAGAAGACUCCACAGCAACAGGCUGGAAAGUCAGCUGAAUUUCCUAGUUUCUGGACAAUUUGCCUGACUUGUGGGAAAAAAUACCAGUAUCCAUGUAGUUUUCUUAUGAAAUUUGUCCUCUGUCAGAUCUGUUCAAGGAGAUUUCUUGCCUUUGAUUUGUCCAAGAAAUCUGUUCCUGCCCAAGUAGACGCAGAAUAUCCAUCGAGUGGAUUUGGGACGCAACCACAAAAGUUCCCUCCUAGUCAGCAAGCUGAUGCCAGUAACCAGCAACAUAAUCCUCACCAGCAAAAUCAGAGUUUUCCUGGUUGGCAAAAUCCUAUUACCGGCCAUCCAACUCAUCCCACUCACCAGCAAUCCAAGAAUGUUCCUAAUCACCAAACUCCUACUGCUGACCAACAACGGCAGUCUCAUAGAUUUCCACCUAGUACAGGAUCAGAGAAUGUUAUCAGCUCCGAGGCUUCAGGCGAUCCUAACAAAAAAGGAGCCACAUAUAGUAAUCUCCCAGCUAAGGCUGGGAUAUGCAAUAGCACGAAGGUACCAAGAGCAUCAUUCAAAGAAGAAAAUGGUGCAGGUAGAGCUGAAUCGCUGUUUGUGUAUUCUGAUAAACUUUCACCUAUAAACAUGCAGAAAAAAGGAAUACAGUCUCAGCAUGUUCCUGGUCAGCAAACUCCUAUUGUGAAUCAGCAAGAUCAGUCACAGAAACCCACUUUUAAUGCAGGGUUGGAUAAUACUGUGAGUUCCCAGGGUGCAGGUAAUCCUAACAGCAAGGGGACAGCAGACAAUAAUGUCAGAGCUAAUGCCAGGUCAUGCAAUAGCAUGAAGUCACCAAGAGCAGCACCUAAUGAGGAAAAUGAUUCAAUCAGAACUGAGUCACCACUUGCGAGUUCUGAUAAAGUUUCACCUGCAAACAUGGGAAAAAGGGCAAGGGAGGUAGCUACAGAAUCCAGAUAUCCAGUCUCAAUGCAUGGAAAAAAGGACCAGUCUAUGGAAUGUGUCCGUAAUGUGGCCGGUGCAGUCAAAACAGGGCAGAAUCCUAAGAGAUCAAGCCAACAGGAAAAUAUCAGUAAUGAGGAUGGAAGUGGUGGUUGCAGAGAAGGCAUUGAUAAUCUUCAUGAUUCUCCUGUGGCGAAGAGGAUCAGGAAAGGGUACUCUUCAUGUAAUGCUGACAGAACUGGUGGGUCGAUAAAUGAAGACGGCAACGUUCACAACACACAAAGACGUAGUAUUCCAGUUACAAAGAAGACUCCAAAUAAAAGUGGGGAGGUGGUCAAUGGCUUGUAUGAUAAUGAGAAACAAGGAGCAAGUAAGAAAGAGGAAAUGCCUAACUCUGAAAGGAAUGGCAGUGUCAGAUCUGUGGGCGAUGCCAAUGGUGGUGUCUCAUAUCCAGAUCCAGAGUUUUAUGACUUUGAGGAAAAUAGGCGUGCAGAUCAAUUCAAAGCUGAUCAAAUAUGGGCAGUUUAUGAUGACAAUGAUUCCAUGCCAAGGUACUAUGCUCGAAUUAAGCAGGUUUACUCUCCAAACUUCAUGCUGUCAUUCAGCUGGUUAGAGUUUGACCCUGUGAAUGAUGCUGAGAAGGCAUGGUCUUCUAAGGAGCUGCCUGUUGCUUGUGGUAGUUUCAGAAUUGGGAAAACGACCUUUACAGAAGAUAGAAACAUGUUUUCCCAUGUAGUUGCUUGGACAAAGGGAAGGAAGAGAAAUAGCUAUGAGAUUCAUCCUGUGAAAGGCGAUGUAUGGGCCCUCCUUAAGGGAUGCGAGUUUAACUGGAGUUCAGAUUCUAGUGAUCAUAAGCACUGCAGUUAUGACAUUGUAGAAAUAAAAUCAGACUUCACUGUGGGUACUGGCAUAUAUGUCACUCCAUUAAUGAAGGUUAAGGGUUUUGUCAGCCUUUUUGUGCGACCGGACAAGGAAGAACCAUAUUUGAUUCCUGGUGGUGACAAACUAAGGUUUUCACACAACAUUCCUUUUCAUAGGUUGUCAGGAGCUGAUAGGCAGCAUAUCCCUAAUGGUGCCCUUGAGCUGGAUCCUGCAUCUCUGCCUUCUAACUUGGAAGAAGCAUCUUCGCCUGUAGACCUUGGCAGGAACGUUUUUAGCACUCAGAAAGGUAAUAUUGGAGGCAAUGUUUCGUCUACUGGAAACUCUCUGAAGUGUGAAAUGCCAGUUGGUAAGACCAAACAGGGUCUGGAUAGUGCUGCUACACAAGGAUGACGUUAAUAGUGGAUUUUGGUUAUCAAAAUGUAGUACACUGUUGACAAAGCUGCAGCACUGAGAUGCUUGUUUUUGUUGUUGGUUGUACCUAGUGUCAAGUAGGCGAGUUAGGUACUUAGCUAGUUAGGUUAUUAGGUUGCUAUGCUAUAUUGCUGCUUGAUGCCAAGUAAUCUGAAGGUUUCUUUAUGCUUUGUCUUACCUUAGAACUAUGUUCUGCAUCGUUGAGUUACGCUCAGAAAGUGGGCUUGUUUUACAGUACUCCUUCUGCAUGCAAUUCUGUAACUGAAAUAUGCUUGAAAAGAAACAGGAGACAGUGGCAUUUAUUUCAA
Lolium perenne is the source of this 3403-nucleotide messenger RNA. RefSeq lists its product as uncharacterized. Lineage: Eukaryota; Viridiplantae; Streptophyta; Magnoliopsida; Poales; Poaceae. The record is from RefSeq and is a predicted model, not a curated record.